AUGAGACGUGUCAUGACAAUGGCUACUCUUGAGUCUCUUAAAAGAGCUCUUUGGCAAAAAGCCGACGACAUGGCAACCGCUGGAGAGCAGCGGUUAUCCGAUGCUCAAUACAGCGCUGGUUUCGAUAUCUUGAUACAUGGUCCAGGAUGGACCACGUACGACAAUUCUAUCAUCCUGCAACUUCAGGAGCAGCUAUCUCCCCUUUUCGACUCACGACGCCAUAUCUCGGUGCUUGAAAUCGGACCUGGCCCGGAGAGUAUCCUUGGUAGUCUUCCACUUGAAUGGAGAGACCGAGUCGAGACUUACACCGCAUUUGAGCCUAAUGAUCUUUUUGCCACAAAACUCUUGGAUUCUCUAGAUAACCGUCGUCCUUGGACCAGACUACGUUAUCUGAAGAGCCCACCAGACAUACGCCGAACCCCGUUCGUUCUAGACAAUAACAUCCUGAGCGGUGCGAGCGAUUGCUGUGGUAAAUACGACACUAUUUUCCUUUGUCAUAGCAUGUACGGAAUGAAGCCCAAGAAUAAAUUCAUCGAGCAGGUGAUAAAAUUGCUUGCUGAGGGCGGUAUUGCGGUGGUUUUCCACCGCCAUGGUGCCCUGGAUUUGGAUGGUCUGAAAUACCAUCGAAUGAAUUCAUUCCCCACAGGAGUUGUUUCUGUCCUAGAUGAAGAUGAUGCUCUGGACCGGUUUACUGCUUCUAUUGUAGGGUGUACCAUGCAGGACGCGGAUUUGGACAAGGCUAUGCGAAUCGAGUGGCGUAAAGCAUGCCGUUCUUUGGCUCGUCGCGAGGACUCCGAACCCGGCCAGCUUCUCUUCAGUGCAACAAAUGUCAUGAUGACAUUCACCGCACUUACCCUUUCGUUGUUGGAGCUGAAUGCUCUCGUACCGUUCGUGAAUGAAGAUUGUUUCAAGACGAUUAAGAGCCACGAAGCUCGCUUUCAUCACCCGGCCUCAAUUGUAAAGCCAACCGAAGUCCAACAGAUACAAGAAUGCGUCCAUUGGGCUUUGAACCAUGGAUUGGGUCUGACCGUCGUUGGUGGAGGCCAUAGUGGUCACUGUCUCUGGCCCGAUGUUGUCGCUAUCGACAUGAGCGCUUUUAGGCAGGUCCAUAUUCUUAAAUCGCAGGACGAAGAUCCCCUGGUCGUAGCGGAAGCUGGCUGCAAUACAGGGGAGAUAAUCCGUGAGACCAUGAAAACUGGUCUGACAGUUCCCCUAGGUGCGCGCCCAAGUGUUGGCGCUGGGUCAUGGCUGCAAGGCGGGAUAGGCCAUCUUGCUAGAUUGCACGGACUCGCCUGUGAUUCCAUUGUUGGCGCCGUUAUCGUCAGCGUUAAGUCUGGUCACGUCCUCUACGCUGGUAAUGUACCAAGCGAAUAUCGACCAGCUGGUGCCAUACGCCCGGAGAACGAAGACGAUCUUUUAUGGGCAAUUAAAGGUGCCGGGACUAAUUUUGGCAUCAUAGUCAGUGUCACUUUCAAAGCUUACACCGCACCUAGAUUUUCGGUUCGAAAUUGGGUUUUACCAAUGAGCGACGACAUCGACACUCGGCUCAAACUUAAGGAAUUCUAUGAUCGUAUUGCCAAGCAGCUACCCAAGAAUACCUCUACAGACGCGUAUCUAUUCUGGGAUCUUGAUAAAUUGCACCUUGGUGUGACGAUGUUCGAAGCUUCGAGUCCCGGCUCAAGUUUGGCAACAAUGGUCUCUACUGCUGUAAAUGAGAUUUUGGGACUUGAAAUUGAUUCCAAGGCUGUCAAUUGCGUUGAACUGUUCGAGACAGACAUGUAUAUGUCCAAGCUACACGGUGGGCACGGCGGUGGUAAAACUUCUUCCUUCAAGCGAUGUGUAUUCUUAAAGAAUAUUGGAGAAGACAGCGUUGCAAACCUCAUGAUUUCAGCCGUUAAGAACCGGCCGACACCUUUAUGCUAUCUCCAUCUACUACAAGGAGGUGGAGCUGUUGCAGAUGUCGCGGCUGAUGCCACGGCUUUCGGUUCUCGAGAUUGGGACUUUGCAUGCAUCAUCACCGGUGUUUGGCCUCGAGACGAAGAUGACACCGCAGACUCAGAACGUGUCAAGCUAUGGGUUUACAAAACUGCCAGCGACUUGUUAUCUUUGGGUACUGCAGCUUACAAUACCGACCUUGGACCGGACCCCAGAGACGCCGUGCUCACGGCAAAGAUUUUUCGAGGAAGUCUUUCACGGCUAAAGGAUCUCAAACGCAGCUUGGACCCGCAUAUUGUCCUAGCUUACGCCUGUCCGAUUCUGGAAGCGCGGCUGGGACCGAAGCUUAUCUUUCUUGUCACGGGCAAGAGUGGCGUUGGCAAAGAUCAUUGUGCAAAGGUCUGGGUCGAAAUGUUUGAUGGUUAUGACAACGAAUUUAAAAUGCGCGCGGUCAGCAUCAGUGAUGUUCUCAAGCGAAAAUAUGCCGCCGCUAGAGGUGCCGACCUUAAUAUGCUGCUUAAUGACCGUGCCUACAAGGAACAACACCGGGCAGCGCUGACGGAAUUUUUCCAAGAGCAGGUACGGAAUCGACCUAAGCUGCCAGAGGAGAAUUUUCUGAAUCUCGUGUCUGAACACUCAGAUGCAGACGUUCUGCUGAUUACGGGUAUGAGAGAUGAGGCACCGCUUGCAGCCUUUUCGCAUUUAGUUCCGGAUAGCAGAUUACUCGAUGUACGCGUACAAGCCAGUGAAGAAAUGCGGCGCAUUCGCCGUGGUUGCUCAAGUCGUGAGGACGACGGUGACCGUUUCGGCGACAAUCGCGGCUCAGAUUCAACGACCCUGGAAUAUCGCCCCAGUUUUGUCUUUGAUAAUAACACGAACGGAGUUAGCGAAGCCUGUAGGUUUUUCAGGGAACUUUUACUUCUCUUCCUGAACGAGGACUUGCAAAAGCUAGCCGACAUGGUGCCCAGGGUAAUUGAUUUCCCAAGUCCUGGCAUUGAAUUCCGCAACGUGCUCGGUAUUGCCAAGCAGAAAGGCGGAUUAGGUAUUUGCAUAUCUCGGCUAAAAGCUCAUUUCCCUGGUGACUGGUCUGAUGUGGAUGCCAUUGUGAGUUGUGAGGUCGGUGGUUUUGUCUUUGCGUCCCCAUUGGCCGUGGAGGUUGAUGUUCCCUUGGUACUCAUUCGCGAAGCUGGGAAACUUCCCUCACCCACUGUUUCUGUUAAGAAAACAUCCUCAUACAUCUCGUCUUUGGAACCCAACAAGCCGAAAGAGAAGGUGAUUGAAAUAGAGCAAAAUGCCAUUUCUCGCGAUGCCUCCGUUGUGGUGGUCGACGAUGUCCUCUCCACGGGGGAGACACUCUGUGCGGUAUUGGAACUGUUGGAAAAAGCUGGUAUCGGGGCGGAGAAUGUCAGCGUCAUGGUCGUGGCAGAGUUCACAGCCCAUCGUGGCAGGCAGUUACUGCGUGAGCGCGGAUUUGGCAAAGUCUACGUUCAAAGCCUUUUGGUCUUUGGUGGGCCUUAA
Molecule: messenger RNA, 3453 nt
Organism: Talaromyces stipitatus ATCC 10500
Lineage: Eukaryota; Fungi; Ascomycota; Eurotiomycetes; Eurotiales; Trichocomaceae
Exons: 2
Coding region: 1-3453 (1150 amino acids)
Biological process (GO): cholesterol biosynthetic process
Cellular component (GO): cytoplasm
Molecular function (GO): phosphomevalonate kinase activity; FAD binding
Source: RefSeq, a predicted model, not a curated record